CCCUAAAAUCAUCGGAGGCAUCCCACGAUCGAUCUCCCUCUCUCCCUACCACCAAUCCCUAACCCUAAACCUACGAGAAGAUCUCUUUCCUUCUCCAAUGGCGGCCAACCACAGCUCCGACCAUGAAUCCGAUCAAAGUACGCGCCUUUACAACCCUUACCAGAACUACGAGCUCCCUGUCAAAGCACAGUACCUCUACAAGCUUCCUACUUCGCCGGAAUUUCUCUUCACUGAGGAGUCUCUCCGUCAGCGACGAUCCUGGGGUGAGAAUCUCACGUUCUACACCGGUACGGCUUACCUCGGUGGCUCCAUCGCCGGCGCUUCCACCGGAUUCUACUCUGCCGUCAGGAACUUCGAGUCUGGCGACACGACAAAGCUGAAAAUUAACAGGAUUUUGAACUCCUCGGGUCAAUCAGGUCGCGCAUGGGGCAACCGUUUAGGGGUUAUUGGGUUGAUGUACGCGGGGAUCGAGAGCGGCGCCGUGGCGGCGACAGAUAGGGACGACGUGUGGACGAGCGUUGUGGCGGGUCUCGGGACCGGAGCGGUUUACAGGGCGGCGCGUGGGAUGAGGUCUGCGGCGGUGGCCGGUGCUCUCGGCGGAUUAGCAGCGGGGGCUGUGGUGGCGGGGAAGCAAGCCUUGAAGCGGUAUGUGCCCAUAUGAAGAACGGUGGCGGAGGUUGCUAAAGUGAGCCCAAUUGAGAGACUUGCUGUUGUUGGAAAAUUUUGUUAGGGAGAUGGAGAAUUUGUAGGGCAUCUGUCUGGCUCGGAAGGGAAUCAUAAAAAUGAUAGCUUGUGGUUUCUAGGGGUAUAGCUUCUGAUGUCAUAAAGCUCAGCGUGUUUGAUGAAUUUCUUGGGAUCCUUUAUAUUUAUACUGAAAAGGUUUUAUCCGGUCAGUAUUUGAUC
Molecule: messenger RNA, 903 nt
Organism: Tarenaya hassleriana
Lineage: Eukaryota; Viridiplantae; Streptophyta; Magnoliopsida; Brassicales; Cleomaceae
Product: mitochondrial import inner membrane translocase subunit TIM23-2
Exons: 1
Coding region: 98-661 (187 amino acids)
Biological process (GO): protein import into mitochondrial matrix
Cellular component (GO): TIM23 mitochondrial import inner membrane translocase complex; mitochondrial inner membrane
Molecular function (GO): transmembrane protein transporter activity
Source: RefSeq, a predicted model, not a curated record